Messenger RNA from Globicephala melas (long-finned pilot whale), 7194 nucleotides. RefSeq names its product zinc finger protein 518A (gene ZNF518A). NCBI's taxonomy places the organism in Eukaryota, Metazoa, Chordata, Mammalia, Artiodactyla, Delphinidae. Gene Ontology annotation, biological process: regulation of transcription by RNA polymerase II. Gene Ontology annotation, molecular function: RNA polymerase II transcription regulatory region sequence-specific DNA binding; DNA-binding transcription factor activity, RNA polymerase II-specific. The record is from RefSeq and is a predicted model, not a curated record.
GAAUCCCUCCGCCUCAGCGAGCGCUCCCGGUAGUGCUGCGAUCGGCUUUUCGGCAAUACCCGGAUGGAAGCAUAAUGGCCGCCAUCAGGGACUCGCAGGCAAUGGGGACCACGACAGAUAUCAUCUCUUCUUUUGAUCACUGCUCCUGAUUGUGGCUUUGUCCAAGCAUUAAAUUGUGUGCCUUUUGUUCCUUGAAGAAAGAGGAAGUAGAAUUAGAAAAGAAGUUUGACCAGAAUUGAAUUAAGAGAAAGAGGGAUGACAAGCCUGGUGAAAGGAAACAGUAUGAACAAAGCUGGUGCUAGCAACCCCCAACUGUGUCUGGUCUCUGGACCCAGCUCAAAGCCCUGGAUUCAUUCUCUUCCCAUACCUCAGCCUGAGCCUUCUGUCACCCCAAAGGGCUUCACACAAGCUUCCUCUCAAGCCCUCACUUCUCUCACAAGAUGAAGAAACUAAAACACAGAGAUUGAGACUUGUCUAGAGUAACACAAACCAAUGAGGAAACUGAGGUGCAGAGAAGUCAAACCUUACCCAGUAUUACAGAGCAGAGCUGGAAGUAAAGCUUGUAUUUCCUGAGAUCCAGAUUAGUGUCAUUUCUACUUCAGACUAUUACUUCUUGGUGAGUUAAUGUGGGAAAAGUCCUGGUAUUUUGAAGAUGUCUCGGCACAGUAUUGUUUCCUGUUCAAAUUACAAGUAACUUCAAGAGUUUGCAGGAAAAAAAGAAAUUGGGAUAUUUUUGGUUAAAUCAUGCCAUCUGAACAGAAACAUUUAUUUUUUGAUGAAAAACAGAAUACUUUAAAAAGAGAUUAUGAUGUGAAAAAUGAGAGAGUUGAUACUAUCAGAUCAGUACUUAAACCAAAAAUUUCAGAAAGUAGUUUUCAUUAUGAACUAAAAAAUGUGAAAAUUGUUUUGCCGAAGAUAAAUAUUCCAAAUGAGGUCCUAUUGAAACAUGAAGUUGACAAAUACAGAAAAUUAUUUCAGCAUAAACCACAGACUGCAAGAAAAUCUAUCGGUAUAAAGACUGUAAGCUGUGUAGAGGAGUGUAUGUUACUCCAUAAGUCUGAGAGAGUUGAAGAAGAAGGUAUAAAAAUGUCUGCAAAAAUACUCAACUUCAACUGUUUGAAGUGCCGAGAUAGUACUCGGUAUAGCCCAAAUGAUUUGCAGAAACACUUCCAAAUGUGGCACCGUGGUGAAUUACCUUCAUAUCCUUGUGAAAUGUGCAGUUUUUCAGCAAACGACUUCCAGGUAUUCAAACAACAUAGACGAACCCAUAGAAUUACUUUAGUAAAAUGUGACAUUUGUAACAAUGAGAAUUUAUAUACUUUAUUAGACUUGACAAAGCAUUUUUCAUCCACACAUUGUGUAAAUGGUAAUUUUCAAUGUGAAAAGUGUGAAUUCUCCACCCAGGAUGUUGGCACAUUUGUUCAGCACAUACAUAGACAUAACGAAAUCCUUUAUAGAUGUGGUAAAUGCCAUUAUAUAUGUUUAACCAAAGGAGAGCUUCAGAAGCACCUUCAUAUUCAUUCUGGUACGUUUCCCUUCACUUGUCAAUAUUGUAGCUAUGGUGCUACCAGGAGAGAGCACCUUGUAAGACAUGUUAUAACUUUGCACAAAGAACAUUUAUAUGCGAAAGAAAAACUGGAAAAAGACAAAUAUGAAAAAAGGAUGGCAAAGACUUCAGCAGGACUUAAACUAAUAUUGAAAAGAUAUAAAAUAGGUGCAUCAAGGAAGACAUUCUGGAAACGUAAGAAAAUCAACAAUGGAAGUGACAGAAGUAUAGAAAGAAACACUCAAGUGCUUAAAAAAGUGAACAAAACACAGGCUAAAUCUGAAGACCAGAGCCAUCUUGUUCAGGAACAUAUAAAUGAAGAAAAGGAUGAAAGACUAUACUGUGAGAAUAAUGAUAAACCUGCUGAGUCAGAGUCAGAAAAGCCAACUCUUCUGUCCACUGGGCAAUGUAACGGAGCUGAAGAGGGAUCAAAUUCUACUUCAGGUUUCUUGAAGACUGCUGUACAAGGACCUACAGUGUUAAUGGUAAAAAAUAAUAGAAUAACAAUUCCUGCUAACUACAGUGCUAAGUUUAUGGGCUUUAAGAUGGUGGAUGGAAAACAACAUAUUGUAAUAAAACUGUUGCCUACCAAUAAACAGAAUUUAUAUUCACCAGGCUCACAGUCAGGUGCUGUAAGGGACAAUACUGCAAUUUUGCAACCCCAGACUUUGGACACUACUGCAUUUUUAACAGGAGUAACAACUGAGUUAAAUGACACAGUUUACAUGAAAGCAGCUACUCCAUUUUCAUCUUCAUCUCCUAUACUUUCAGGGAAGGUAACUUCAGAAAAAGAAAUGGCUUUGCUAUCUCAAACAAGUAAUAUGCUUCCAGCAAUGGAUGAUGGAAAAAGUGUUUCUCCUUUGCCAGUAACAUCAGAAUUGAGCACAGCAUCGGUGAAUUUGACCACAAAAGUAGAAACGAGAGAGAAUGUUGACUUAUGGGGAAGUCAUAUUACUCAGUGUCACCCUGAGGUAUCAGGUAGUGCCAUUAAAAGUCAAGAUAAAGUCACCUGUACUACCAAACCAAACUCAUACAACAGUGGAGAUAUGCAUAACUAUUGCAUUAAUUAUGUCAACUCUGAGUUACCUGUUGAAUCUUCCAACCAAGGAUCAUUACCUUUUCAUAAUUACUCAAAAGUGAAUAAUUCUAAUAAACGUCAUAGGUUUUCAGGGACAGCAGUGUGUGAAAACCCUCAAAGAGAAUCUUCAUCAAGCAAGACAGCAGUUCAACAGCCAAUAAGUGAGUCAGUUUUAUCACUAGUGAGGAAGGAGAGCUCAAACCCAGAUAGCCUGUUAGCAUCUAUUAGUCGUUUAAAUACUAAAGAUGGAACUUUAAAAGCACAAGCUGAAAUUGAAGAACAGUGUGUUUUAGAAAAAGGACAAAACAUUGAUGGGCAGAACCUAUACACUAAUGAAAAUCAGAAUGUAGAGAGCAUGACUGAAAAGCCUAAAUGGGAUGACGUUUCUAGUGUUGAAUCACCUAUGAUGCCUAGAAUUACAUCUGUUUUCUCUCUCCAGAGCCAACAGGCGUCAGAACUUUUGCCACCUGAAAUAAACCAGUUACUUCAAGAUGUAUUAAAAGCAAAACCUGAUGUAAAACAAGACUCUAGUAACACUCCAGAUAAAGACCUGCCGCUUCAUUGUGACCAGUCAUUUCAGAAACAUGAGGGAGAAGACAAAAUAGUUGAAUCUUCAAAAGACUUGAAAGUACAAGGCUUCUUUCCAAUUCCAUCUGGUAAUAUGGGGAUUAAUGUGGCUACAAAUUAUCUGAAUUUAAAAUUUAGUGGAAAAGAAAAACAAAUGUUGUCAAUGUCACAAGAUGUGAGAGAUUCAGAGAAGACUCCUAGAAUUUCUGGUUUUAGCACAUUACUUAAGACUCAGUCAGAUGCAAUAAUUACACAGCAGCUUGUAAAAGACAAACUACGAGCCACUACGCAAAAUGUAGGUUCUUUGUAUGUGCAGAGUCCACUUGUAAAUUCAGAACCAAAAAAGGCUAUCUUUGUUCAGACUCCAAAAGGCUUUUUUGUACCAUUGCACGUUGCUAACAAGCCUACAUUACAUGUUUCAGGAAGACCACUUCCAUUGGUUAAUACACAAGGUGUCCCUGCCUCUCUCCUUUUAAACAAGAAACCUGGGAUGAUUUUAACAUUUAAUAAUGGGAAACUUGAAGGUGUUUCUGCUGUCAAAACUGAGAAUGCUCAAGCUUGUGGAACUACAAGUAAGGAGCCUUGCAGAACACCUUUUUUAAAAGUAGAACCAAACAGUAAUUGUCUAACCCCUGCACUUUGUUCCAGCAUUGGCAGCUGUUUGAGCAUGAAAAGUAGCUCAGAAAAUACUUUGUCAUUAAAAGGCCCUUACAUUAUUAAAACGCCAGCAAGUUCUUCAGUGAAAGGUGUUCCUGCUCCUAAUACAGUAUCUGAGCAUCAGGGCACUAAGUUGAAUAUCUCAGAUUCAGUAAAACAGCAGAACAAGAUUUUUCCAAAACCACCUCUUUACACUCUUUUGCCUGAUGGCAAACAAGCUGUUUUUUUAAAGUGUGUGAUGCCAAAUAAGACUGAGCUGCUUAAGUCUAAAUUAGUCCAGAAUAGUACUUAUUAUAAAAAUAUACAGCCAAAGAAACCUGAAGGAACACCACAAAAAAUAUUGCUGAAAAUUUUUAACCCUGUUUUAAAUGUGACUGCUGCUAAUAAUCUGUCAGUAAGCAACUCUGCGUCCUCAUUGCAGAAAGACAAUGUACCAUCUAAUCAGACUAUAGGAGGAGAGCAGAAAGAGCCAGAAUCUUCUAGAGAUGCCUUACCCUUAUUACUAGAUGAUAUGAUGCCAGCAAAUGAAAUUGUGAUAACUUCUACUGCAACAUGCCCAGAAUCUUCUGAGGAACCAAUAGGUAUCACUGACCAUUCAGAGGCCAGGGUAUUACGGUGUAAAACAAAUUGUAGAAUUGAGAGAAACUUCAGUAAGAAAAAGACUUCGAAAAAGAAAUGUUCAAGAAUAAAAACUCAUGAAAGAAGUAAAGAUUCUGAAACUUCCUUUGUAUCUAGAAACAGAAACUGUAAACGCAAGUGUAGGGAUAGUUACCAAGAACCUCCAAGAAAAAAAGCAUUACACAGAAAGUGUAAAGAAAAAGCAAAGCCUGAAGAUGUCCAUGAAUCAUUCGGAUUCAGCAGACCUAGGCUUUCAAAAGAUUCAGUCAGAACUUUGCGGCUUUUCCCCUUCAGUUCCAAACAGCUUGUGAAAUGUCCUAGGAGAAACCAACCAGUUGUAGUUUUGAAUCAUCCUGAUGCAGAUGCCCCAGAAGUAGCAAAUGUAAUGAAAACUAUUGCUAAAUUUAAUGGACGUGUACUUAAGGUUUCAUUGUCAAAAAGAACUAUCAGUGCGUUACUGAAACCAGUUUGUUAUAACCCUUCUAAAACAACUUACGAUGAUUUUCCCAAGAGGCACAAAACAUUUAAACCUGUUAGUUCUGUGAAAGAAAGAUUUGUGCUAAAAUUAACUCUCAAAAAGACAAGCAAAAACAAUUACCAGAUUGUGAAAACUACCUCUGAAAAUGUUCUGAAGGCUAAAUUUAACUGUUGGUUUUGUGGUAGAGUAUUUGACAAUCAGGAUGCUUGGGCUGGUCAUGGUCAGAGACAUUUAAUGGAAGCUACUCGUGAUUGGAACAUGUUAGAAUAAUUUACUGUAAUUACCAAGGAAAAGAAAAGUAAAAGUACCUUAGAAGAAAAUAGUGGGUUGAAUUACUAAUGCAGACAUUUUUUACUUCAAUAUAGUACCUGAAGUUAAACAUUUAAAAGUUGACUAUAUUUCCAUGGAAGAGCAAAAGUUUUAGUGUGAUAUUUGAAAAUGCUGUCAGUGCACAUGUAAGUUUUGAAAGAAACUAAUCAGCACAGAUAUACCUUGAUUUAAUUUUUUAAAAUGUGUUCUCGGGAAGUUAGGGCUAAAAAUUUUGAUAAAACAGUUUUCCGAGUUUAGUGACUCUUAGUAGAGAGUAACAGGUGACAGCCCCAUUCCCUCUCUUCUUCCACCAGCCUUAUGAUUCUGAUAACUGUAGCUCCCCUGAAGAGGUUGAGAGCUCUUUCAUUAUGGAACUGAAGGAGUUUCUCAUCAUUUGUGAAGAUACUCUAAGAGAACUUGGGUAAAGAACUUACUCUACAUCUGCAAAAUGUAGUUCUUUUGAAGGUAGUUAAGCUCCUUUGAGGGUACAUUUAACUCACUACAGUUACACCUCAUAUGAUGGUUGAUAAGAGUUUUUGACAAGCAGAUCUUUUUUCCUUGUAAGCUGUGUUACAUGUCAUUGAUUGGAACACCCUUCCAAGGUGAUUUUCUUUUUCUAAAUGGCUCUCAAGCGUUGCAGUAGAUGGGCAAUCUCGAGAGAAGAAUUAAACUCUUUGUCUAGUUUGAAGUUCAUUUAAAGAACUUGAACAUUUUUUUGAAUUUGGUUAUAUUCCCCAGUGAUUCCCUUCCACAGAACUAUGUUUAUUUGAUUUAAAUUGUUUGUCCCCUCAUAAACCAAGUGGCCAAUUUUUUUCUUGGUUGCCAUCCCUUUAAAAAGAGUGAAACAUAGAAGCACUUCCAAGGGAAUGGCUUUUCUUGAAAAUUAAAAAUUAUUCCUCAGAAACGAUAUUUUGAAGUAAGAUUAGCAAAGCAAAUCAUACUUUUGUGUUUAUUAUUAGUGUCUGAACAUGUCCACAUUGGGACAAACCAUUUUUGUUAGCAACUUCUCAGUAUGACUGACAACCCAAAGCAGAUUACUGAUUGUUUGCAGUUGGAAAUUGAAGAAGCAUUAAUAGUGGACUCAGUGACAGUGCAUAACACUUCAGGACAGAUUCCGAAGGGAUAUGCCCAACAGGUAGAGUUUUAAAAUGAAUAUUUUCAUGACAACAAAAUCAUCAAUUUAAACUUCCCACUUUGUAAGUUUGAAUCAAAUUUUGUUGGACCGUUGGACAAUGGAGUUCUUGUAUUAAAAAAGUACAUACUAUAUAAUUUUUGUUACAUUGUUACUACUAGUGUUAUGACAUUUUCAUUGAUUGAAAACUUCAGGGCUCCUUUUCUGUAUAUAACAAAGAAUUUAAAACCUGUACAUAUUUUUGUACCUUUCAGUUAUGUAAAUUUUGCACAGAAAGUUUUUGACAUAAAAAGUUUAUUUUCUUUCAAUUUAGUUCUGUGCAUGCACUAAUAAAACUUGUCGUUUAAUUUAAAAGGAAUAUGUAAGACUUUACCCAUGUUAUUUUUUUGGUUUUCAUUUCAGAUGUACAAUUUCUUUUUUUUGAUAAAUUCAGUUUUCAGGGAUUGAACACUAUUGUUAGCAAGUGCCUAAAAGAUGUGAAACAGUUUACAUACGUCAACUGUAACAUUAGGUCCCAAAUGGGCCCACUCCCCCAAUAAUUUUAUUUUAAAGAAAGCCAUACAUAGAUGCUUCAAGCUAUCUUGCUAUGCACAUUAUACAUGUACUGUUUUUGUGCAGUUUGUCUACUUUCUUAGAAGUGAAGUAUUUUUUGUAUAAAACCUGUUACAAUUGUGUUUCUUAAAUUGAGCCUAAGAACGGAAUUGAUUGGAAAUAUGCGGUAUAUAUUAAUAAUGUAUAUGGUGUUUAAAGAAUGGUAAGCAUUGUUAAAAUCUGUAACGAAUGUCUUCUUCAAUUAAAUUUAUCUUAAG